AUGCGCAAGCCACCUCCCGCAAUCCUGGGCGACUAUCUCUUUGGUGGAACCGCACUCAAGCAGGCUCGGGAGCACACGACAUCCGCGAGCAUCACGAGCAUGAAAGAGAAGGUGCUCGACCUCCACGACCUGACCGCCUUCCCUGCGUUUGGCAAGAGCGGCGGCGGGGAGCGGGGAGAAGUCGGCGGGAAAGCCGGCGGCGGCGUCGCAAAGUGGGUGCUCAAGAGCCGCACCGGCCGCGCGGACAAGAGCAACGACGGCGGCGAGGAACUCGUCCUCAAUGUCAAAGUCCGUGGCUACCGGCACUCGAGGUGGGAGUGGCCCGAGCUGCGUGCGGGAAGCAGCACCAUCCAGGGCUUUGGCCUUUACCCUCGAGCGGGCGGCGAGGUGAACUGGGAGAAGCUCGAGCGGCCGCUCGCGCUGCCGUACCUGGGCAAGGAGACGGAGGUGGAGAGCGCGUCGCAGGCGCGCGUGCUCCGCUCCGUCCUCAGCGGCUGCUUUGACCUCUGCCGCCGCGACGAGCUCUUCACGCCCAAGGGGCACGUCUGGGCGCGAGUGCAGGACGGGAUCUACGUGACGUCUCAGCCGCGGCGCGACCUCGUCGACGGCCAGCAGGUGGUCGGCGACGACGAGUGCCUGCUGCAGGUGGGUGUGGAUUCGUUGUACGACAAGCGUGGCGUCUCGCACGUCGACGAGGGCGACGAGGAGGUCUGCUACUUGCGGGCGGAGGAGGCGCGCGAGCUGCUGCACCUGCCUCCGCACGUGUUCUCGCUGCUGUGCGCGCACGCAGAGGACGGGCACGCGGACCGCAACAUCUCGACGCACAUCGUGCAGUUCAUGCGCAAGGCGCAGGCGCACCUCAUCGUCAACGCGCACCCCAUGUUCCGCAACUCGGCCUUCAUGAUGGGCAACGCGAACGAGCCGCCGCCCUCGCUGCAGCUCGAGGAGCGGACGCUGCUGCCCCUCUCCGACGACGACCCGCUCCUCCUCCGGCUGGGCCUCCGCCAGCCCGACGGCGCGCGAGCGAUGUACGGCGCGUUUGUGCACGAGUUCCCCGAGGUGGCCGACAAGUCCGCCUUCUUCCUCACGCGGCGCGAGUCGUACCGCCCCGCCGAGGAGCUGACCGUCGUGUACGGAGGCUCGUACAACCGAACCUACUCCACCUGGGGGCACCAAGGCAACCCGCCAAUCUACAAGGUCCCCCCCGACCUCUUUGCGGACGGGACGUGGGCCAGCCACGCCGGCGGCGCCUGCGCGCCGUGGGCGAGUUGGCCCGUUCGCACGCCCGGCUGGUUCAACGUCGAGCGGCAGCCGACCAACAGGCCAGCCUUCCAGCGGCGCGAGGACGGCUCGGUAGAGCUGCUGCCUGACCUGCCGCUCGUCGUCAAGGCGCGCAGGCAGGCGCUCGACGGAGGGACGCACGAGCAGCGGCUCGCGAAGCUCGACUCGCUCUUCCUCGACUGGUCCGUCCCGCAGCUCGAGGCGACGCCCUUCGCGCCGCCGCUCCGCUUCUACCUCGCCACCGCGCUGCCGGCGAGCCGCCAAAACGAGUACAGCAUGGCCGGCGACUCGGACGCGGUGGUCGCCGCCGGCGGCGUGUGGCCGCGGUACGCGCCGCCCGCGCCGCCCGCCGCCGCGCCGCCCGCCUCGGUGGCCGAGGGCAGGGCGGAGGGGGAGGGCGGUGAGGGGGAGGGGGCGGCGCCGCGCCUCGUCGCCGCCAUCAAGCACGCCCUCGACGUGCCCGCGAACGACUUUGAGCUUCCGCGCGAGCUGCGGACGCUGAGCUCUGCCGAGCUGCGUGCGGCGGUGCAGGGGGAGGAGGCGAUGCUGCGCGACGACAACUCGGAGCAGCUGUACGACUCGGACGAUGAAGAGCCAGAGUGGCGCGCGCCGUGGCGGCACGCGCCUGGCACCACCGUGUGGGCCCGCUCGCAAGGCUUCCCCUUUUGGCCGGCGCGCGUGGAGGCGCCCGCCGCGGAGGGCCGCUACUGCUGCUGCGAAAAGGUGCCCGCCGUGGAGGAUCGUGACACGGCGCGGCUGCGCGACGACGGCUGGAGCUUCGUCUGCUUCCUGGCGUGGAACCCGAAGCGUGCGCACGGCUGGGUGCAGGGCGACGAUCUCCUCACGUGGGAAGAGGGCGUGCGGCUCAACUACCUUGCCCUCAAGGCGAGCCGCAAGGCGCACGACACACUGCUGCAGCGUGCAAAGAAGCUCGCCAUCGCACGCGUGGCGGGGCGGCCGGCGGCGCCGCCGCCGCCGCCCCCGUGGUGGGUGCUGCACGCCACGCAAGGCAAGGACGCGCCGCUCUCGGAGCCACGGCCCGCGGCUGCCACGCGGCGGCGGAGGGGGGCGGCUGCGGCCGGGGAGGCGGUGGAGGAGGCGGGGGCGGAGCCGCCAGAGGUGGCGGAGGCGGCGGCGGAGGCGGAGGCGGAGGCGGCGGAGGCGGCGGAGGCGGCGGAGGCGGAGGCGGAGGCGGAGGCGGAGGCGGAGGCGGAGGCGGCGGAGGCGGUAGCCAUCCCCGAGGUGCCGCGGGAUGCUUCGUUGCGCGAGGCGGAGGCGGCCGAGAAGUGGCAUGUGGCCUACGUCGCCGCCGCCCCGCCGCCCGCCCUUGGACGGCCAGAGGCGCCGCAGGCCAAGGCGCCGCAGGCCGAGGCGCCGCAGGCCAAGGCGCCGCAGGGCGAGGCGCCGGAGACGACGCGGCGCGUUGACGAGGCGGCCGGGCCGGCAACGGGCGCCACGACGCCCAAGCGGGUGCCCCCCGACGCGCCGGCCGCAAAGCGGCCGCGAGUCGAGCCCGCCAAGAGGUCGCCGAGUCGGCAGCGGCAGCGGCCACCGCCGCCGGUGGCGGCGGCCGCACACCAUCACGGCACGCGGCGGACCCCGGCGGGCCGUAGCACCGCCACCGCCGCCCAGCAGUGCAGCUCAAAGAUCGGCCCGCCGACCGGCGACCCCGGCUUCCGCAGGGUGGGCCAUGGCGAAGACAAAGUCUGCGGCACGCCCGGCUGCUCCUUCCCGGCAGGCCACGCGGGCCUCUGCGAGAGCGAGGUGUGCGACCCGCGCGAGCGGCGGCCGAGGCAGGGCCGGGCGGCGCCGCCGCGUCAGGGGACGCUGCCGUUCGCGCAGCGGAAGAACGCGCAGCGGGUAAAGUGA
Messenger RNA from Emiliania huxleyi CCMP1516, 3150 nucleotides. RefSeq lists its product as hypothetical. Bases 1 to 3150 code for a protein of 1049 amino acids. NCBI's taxonomy places the organism in Eukaryota, Haptophyta, Isochrysidales, Noelaerhabdaceae. The transcript has 11 exons. The record is from RefSeq and is a predicted model, not a curated record.